This is a messenger RNA of Arachis duranensis, 771 nucleotides long. RefSeq lists its product as uncharacterized. NCBI's taxonomy places the organism in Eukaryota, Viridiplantae, Streptophyta, Magnoliopsida, Fabales, Fabaceae. Gene Ontology annotation, cellular component: mitochondrion. Gene Ontology annotation, molecular function: protein-containing complex binding. The record is from RefSeq and is a predicted model, not a curated record.
GAAAAUGAAUGAGGCUGGAAUGAAGCCACAUAUGGUUAGAGACGUGGCAGAAAUUAGAGUAGCCAUGUGUUCCUCUUGCUUCCUGCUCUAAUGCUUCUUCUUCUGCUUCUGCCUUGGUUUACUCUGAUUUCAAAACCCAAGCAACGAAUCCAGCAAGUGCAGCCACAUUCGAGGUUCAAAUGAGGACAUUAGUCUCUCGAUUGAUCCAUUCCAACCCUUCCUUUUCCAGGCUCAAUGUAACUGCCUCGUCAAAGAUCGCCAGAAGUUUCACCACCGAUUCCAAUCAGGUUGAUGAACCCUUCAAGGUCGAAGAAGCUGAAACGGUAAACAUACCUCCGCCCCCAACAGACAAGUUACUUGUGUUGGGAGGCAAUGGAUUUGUUGGCUCACAUAUUUGUAGAGAAGCCUUAGAUCGUGGUUUGUCCGUUGCCAGUCUUAGCAGGUCUGGCAGGUCAUCCUUGCAUGAUUCAUGGGCUACCAAUGUCAUCUGGUAUAAAGGGAACCUCCUUUCGGGUGAUUCGUUGAAUGAAGCUCUCAAUGGGGUCACUGCUGUCAUCUCAUGUGUUGGCGGUUUUGGCUCCAACUCAUACAUGUACAAAAUUAACGGAACUGCUAACAUCAAUGCAAUUAGAGCAGCUGCAGAUCAAGGUGUUAAAAGAUUUGUCUAUAUCUCUGCUGCUGACUUUGGCGUAGUUAAUUUCUUAUUGCGGGGUUAUUAUGAAGGAAAGAGAGCUGCUGAAACAGAGCUUCUGACCAGAUUUCCUUACGGUG